Molecule: messenger RNA, 1552 nt
Organism: Syzygium oleosum
Lineage: Eukaryota; Viridiplantae; Streptophyta; Magnoliopsida; Myrtales; Myrtaceae
Product: homeobox-leucine zipper protein ATHB-4
Exons: 4
Coding region: 341-1237 (298 amino acids)
Biological process (GO): regulation of DNA-templated transcription
Cellular component (GO): nucleus
Molecular function (GO): DNA-binding transcription factor activity, RNA polymerase II-specific; sequence-specific DNA binding
Source: RefSeq, a predicted model, not a curated record
AUCAUUACACUCUCUCUCUUCCCCCUCCAUUUAUCUUGAUGUUGUCCCAUCCUUUCAUUGUCUUGCAAAGGGGGCGUAGACACCACCAGUCCUGCCCCCGAGAGGGCCAAGACCCAAGAAAAAGAAGAGGUCGUAGCCAUUUUCAAAUCCUCUGUUCUUUGCCCCUUCUUCUUCCUGUUCUUGUUUUCUUCAGAACCUAAAGCACCCAGAAUCAAGAAACCCAGGAGCCGUUGCUGUAGGCAAAGGAAAAAUUAGCAGCCUUUUUUUUUUGGUCUCCUUUCGAGGGAGGAGGAGGUUUUGGUUUUGAGUUUGACCCCCCACUUCUUGGGGAAAAGUGGAAAUGGGUGAGCAAGAUGACGGGCUGGGGUUGAGUCUGAGCCUGGGAUGUGCGAAGAGUGCAUUGUCUUUGAACCUCAAUCUCGUAGAAGCUCCUACACAGUCCAGGCAGAGUCCUGGGCAGAAGAGUUCUUGGAAUGAGAUUUUCUACUCUCCUGUAACAAACUCCGAAACAAGGCCGUUCCUUGGUGGAGUUGGCGUCAACCGAGACAUAAUAGUGGUGGAAUUGGAUGAUGAUAAUCGGGUCUCAUCGCCUAACAGCACCGUGUCAAGCAUAAGUGGCAAGAGAAGUGAGAGAGACCCACAUGGAGACAAUGAAGUUGAGGCUGAGAGAACUUCGUGCUCUUAUGAGAGCAUCGAAGAAGAUGGCAGCGGAGGAGAUGCAGCGAGGAAGAAGCUCAGGCUGUCUAGAGAACAGUCAUUGGUGCUAGAGGAGACAUUCAAAGAGCAUAACACUCUUAACCCUAAGCAAAAGCUUGCCUUGGCCAAGCAGCUGAAUCUUAGUCCCAGACAGGUGGAGGUCUGGUUUCAGAACAGGCGUGCCAGGACUAAGACGAAGCAAACUGAGGUGGACUGUGAGUACCUUAAAAGGUGCUGCGACAAUCUUACCCAGGAGAACAAGAGGCUGCAGAAGGAAGUGCAGGAGCUCAGAGCACUGAAGCUGCUCUCCCCACAGCUCUACAUGCAUAUGAAGCCCCCCACCACGCUCACCAUGUGCCCUUCAUGUCAGCGAGUGUCUGUCCCUUCGUCGUCAUCGUCGUCUCCAUCUUCAUCUUCAGUCGCUGCCUCAAUGAUUAGCCCCACGGGGCCAGUCCAUAAUCCGUUUAGUCUGACUGGAGCAUCCAUCAGCCCUUGGGCAAGGCUACAGAUGCAACAAGGACUGAACAAUUUACACUCUUGAUGGCUUCUCCAGACAUUUGCACCGCAUGUGCCAAGGCGUAAAGCAAAGAGUGUCGGCUCAUCCUGACGAUACAUUAGAAGAUUAUGACGUAGAAGGAUCGGAUGAUUAGCAAAAUAGAGCGUCUAUUGUGCUUUUUGCUGAUAAUAGGACAUUGAUUGCUGGGAUAGAGAUAUCUUAUCCCUGUAUUUAGGGUUGAAAACAUGGAGGGAAGGGAAAAAGGUGAACGUUAGUUGUUCAUGAAUCUUGUUCACUUAGGUAAUUUGAUGAUCUAUCGUGACGUGGGUGAUUGUCGAACCUAUUCGAAUUGUCGAUGAA